This is a messenger RNA of Saccostrea cuccullata (small rock oyster), 1906 nucleotides long. Its product is annotated as origin recognition complex subunit 3-like. Gene Ontology annotation, molecular function: DNA replication origin binding. The coding region runs from base 1 to 1821 and encodes 606 amino acids. The transcript is spliced from 18 exons. NCBI's taxonomy places the organism in Eukaryota, Metazoa, Mollusca, Bivalvia, Ostreida, Ostreidae. The record is from RefSeq and is a predicted model, not a curated record. Gene Ontology annotation, cellular component: nuclear origin of replication recognition complex; DNA replication preinitiation complex; nuclear pre-replicative complex. Gene Ontology annotation, biological process: DNA replication initiation; DNA replication.
AUGGUGCCCAGAUGGGUAAACACACCAGACCAUGGGGUGAUGUUUUCAAACUUAGUAGCCUCAUUGCAAGAAAAUGUCAGCCCUCUGGUGGCCAUUCUCAAAUCUAAGGACUGUAACUCUGUUAAAAACGCACUGAGUAAAACCUUAACUCAACUGUUCCAAAAUCCACUGUUGUUUUCAGAUGAAGAGGAUGAUGUCUCCCAUAACAAAAAGAACAUGGCAUGUUCCAUGGCGACCCUUUGUAAUAACUCUAGUCCAAAAAAGAGGAAGUCUGCCAGUGGUGGAUCCAGAGAUUUGGGGCAGUUUCCACCUAUUGUUAUUCUGUUUGAGGACCUGGAGUGUUUUCUACCUCACGUUCUACAGGACUUUAUUUCUAUAUGUAGGAACUACAUAUGUGAGCUCCCUCUUGUAUUUGUGUUUGGUAUUGCCACAUCAGUAUCAGCUGUACAUCGACUCUUACCAAAUGCUGUGUCAUCAAUGUUGUGUAUGGAAAAGUUCCUUCAGGCACCCCCCUCCACAGAAUACCUUAAUAUGGUCAUUAACCAGAUCCUGAUGACCUCUGUGUACCCAUUCAAGCUUGGAUCUAAAGUCUUCCAGCUGUUGUUGGACAUCUUUUUGUACCACGACUUCUCUGUACUCAACUUCAUCAAGGGACUACAGUUUGCAAUGCAGGAUCACUUCUUCACGGUCCCUGUCAGCCAUCUUUGUUGUCCUCUGGAUGAGCUAGAGGAACGAGUGAUGAGUCUGAAGCCAAAACAAGUCGAGCAAGUCAGACGACUCAUGUCGUUCAGGGGAUUUGUUGAGGGAUGUCCACCGUCUAAACAAGAAGACAUGCUGUUAGAUGACAAAGUCACUAAGUCAGAAUUUGUGAUUUUGCUGAAGAGGAUCCAUACCUACCACUCCCUGCUGUAUCCUGUCCUGAAAUGUCUCCACAUCAUGGUCUCCAAAAUCCCCAAACACCCACUGGGGAAACAGAUUCGUGAGGUGUACUCCAGGGUGCUGAAAUCUUUUAUCUGUGAUUCCGAGGAUUACAAAGAGUGCCUAGAACUACUCAGGAUGACAUCUAAGGAUGAGCUGGUGGACCUGAUACAGCUGUGUCGAUCCUCCCUGGAGGGGACCCUGCCCCCUGACCUCGCUCAGCUCCCCACAGAUCUGGACGUCCUACUGGACAAGUUUGUCAAGAUUGAUGAGGUUGCAGAGGAGGAGACACCAGAGGGCAGCAGUGAGGAAGCUCUUCAUCUGGAGAAAACCGACCUUCACACUCUACGAAAGAGAUUACAAGAGGAAGGAAAAAAGAAAAAGAAAUUAUCUCCAUAUGAAAAAUUGAGAUCUGAAGCUAUAGAUUUCUUUGAUGAUUUAUUCAGGAGGUACUUGUUAUGUCCCUCCUCCCUGCCUCUCUACGAGAUAUUUUACUACGAUGCCUGGGCGGAGAUUAAGCGACACUGUAAUGCCUCACCCAGAUCUGUCGUCCAGAUGGCACUCAGUUCUCCCCACCACUAUCUACAGUGUAAAUGCUGCAGUUCUGAGUCAGGUUCCAUAACUCCGUCCAUGCCUGAUAUCUGUAUUGCCUACAAACUUCACCUAGAGUGUGCCCAGCUAAUAAACUUAUAUGACUGGCUACUAUUAAAGAGGGAUAACUGUGCUUUUGCUACUGUGGUGACGUCGGAUGAAGAAUUAAAUGAAGAAAAGAUCAAGAACCCAGACAAGGAACUACAAGCCCGAUUUAUCAGAGCUGUGUCUGAACUUCAGUUUCUAGGAUUUGUGAAACCCACCAAGAGGAAAACGGAUCAUGUGGCUCGCCUCACAUGGGGUGGUUGCUGAGUAAAGAGAGGGGUGGAUCCAAGGGUAAUAAAUCACUAAAUCAAGGAGUGGAUCCAAAGAUACAUUUACCAAAACAAGGAGUGGA